AUGACCAUCACGCCGUUACCCUCGGGAGCCCAUCGCCAUCACUUUCCAGCCACUCUUACGCUGCGGCACACUUCUCCCUUUCUCCAAGACCGCCUUCCCUUGUUCCCCCCGCCCUCCCCCUUCCUGACAACAACUAUGUCAACACCAGGCUUUGUAUCGGCCAGCGCUGCGGCCCGCUUCACCCAUAGACCGCAUCCAACAACCGCAUCUUCAAAAUGCUCGCACUUCGCUGGCCGCGCCCUCAUCUCACUAACCUCGCUCCCCGCCCGCGCCCGCCCGACCUACACCCCAAUCCAGAUGAAGAAAGGCCGCUCCCGCCAGCCGCUGCAACCGCGCCGCGCGCAAGACCAGAUGUCACUUCCCGAGGACGGCACCCCUGUCUUCGCUAUCUUUGUCCGUACCCCGCGCACGAAGCUCUGGUAUCCAAUGGGCGCCGUCCAAGGCGAUGAUCGCUCCAAAAAUCUCGUCAAUGCACUCAAGGGUGGCUUCGCAAAGGCCAUGUAUGCCAACGCAUUGGACAAGGGCAUUGCACAGACGGUGUACGGUAAGGGCGGGGACAAGUUUGUUCAAAGUGCCGUUCGCAUGUACCCGCAGCUGAAAAAAUACACAAAGCAGCUCGAGUUUGGGUACAGGGUCACGGCUAUCGGCCUCGAUGAGCAGCCGACGAAGCUGGUCACGAAGGAGAUGGCACUACCUUUUGUGGAGUGGGCGAAGAAGCAGCUAGAUAAUGUCUUCAAGAAGAAAAAGUAGCCUUUGCCAAAACGGCACCUGCUUGUCCUUACACACGAAGGCUGCUAUCGUUCGAAGCCGGAGGCUCUCGUUCUUGUAAAUGAAGCACAUGGACGGAAUCCCGUAACCGAAACUGUUGGCCGUUUCU
Molecule: messenger RNA, 877 nt
Organism: Chondrus crispus (carragheen)
Lineage: Eukaryota; Rhodophyta; Florideophyceae; Gigartinales; Gigartinaceae
Exons: 2
Coding region: 1-750 (249 amino acids)
Source: RefSeq, a predicted model, not a curated record